GUGAGGAGAAGCAUGUAAAAUUUUUUCCUUAAAAAUUUACUUUAAUGUUAUGUGCUACAUAAACUAAGACGACGAAAUAACAAUGGGAAACACAAGAUCGCAAUUCUGUCGACGAAGCAAACCGCUCUAUCUCUUCUACCUUAUCAACCGAACAUGGAGCAUCGUCGUAGAUCAUCGGAAGGAUCAAGAUCGAUGCGACGAGACCGACAGAGAAACGGAUCUUUCAUCGAAAUGCAGCACCUGCAACGUUUGCGAUUACCAGCAGAACAGCCUGACGUUCGACAGCGAAUCGGACAUGGCACCCAACGCGGAGGAAGAGCUGCUGGUCGUGAAACCGUGGGGACCGCAGCCAGAAAAGGAACGUUUAAGACCACCUACGUACAACGCUGAAGAUUACGCAAUCGCACUGAGACGAUGGGGAAGGCGUCCAUUAGGAACAGUUCAAGAUUCCCAAGGUACCUUGCCAUCGACAACCAGUUCGAGUUCCGGUUACGCAUCCGGAAGUGGCGAAAUGACCUUGAGACAAUUCACGUCGGUCAGCGAGCUGUUGAAUAAACUCAGAGCCGACCUCAGACUUGCUUUUCCCAGCUUUGUACAGGAAUUCGCUUCUCCGCCUGCGGACGGAAUUACUUUAUUGCUGGAGACUCUACGCGGCGUUCAAUUGGCUCAAAGUUCACCGCCAAGCUCGGGACAGACCGGGCCCAGAAUCGGUACCAGAAGAGCCGCCCUAGACGAGCUAGGAUGCGUGGAGUGUCUAGCCGCGUGCGGCGAACGAUGCGCCGAUGCGCCGCGGCUAUUAGUACAGGCGCAACCUGGUCUACUGGCUCUCGCAGUUUGUCUGACUAGUAGUCUGAACCGGUCUCGAGUUCUGGCUCUUCAGCUCUUGACAAAAGUAUGCCAAGCGCCAGGUGGACAUGCAGCUGUCUCGGAAGCGGUGUCGACGCUGAGACUUAAAUACGGGGAAGGAGGGAGAUUCCGAUUUUUAGCGGGUGCUCUUUUAGCCCCUAGAGCAGCUAUUGCAUUGAGAGUUGCGGGAGUUUCGUUUUUAAAUGCUUUCUUGAAAUCCGCGCCUCGCACACAAACCAAAUUGUAUAUCCAGGCUGAAGCCUGCGAAGCUGGCUUAGAGCCGCAGGUACUUCACGAAUGGCUGAGGGAAUUCGAUGGACGCGAGGAGGAUGCUUUAACUGAUUUACUGCACAAAGAAAUUCAAAAGUGGACACAUAAUUGUGUUGACGUGGAUGCUCUGCAACGUAGGGUGAUGCGCGCAGAGGAAACCUGCAGGAUACUUAGUAAAAAGGUGUCACUCCUACAGAUACAACUUGAGAAACGAAACAAUAGUGAUUCGGAAGAACGAGAUAAAUCUGCACCAACAGUUCUCACUAUCGUUAAGAGUCCUAAAGUAUCCUCGAAUGGAGAAGACGAAGGUAUUAGCUCCUCGGAAAGAUCCAGCAGUCCCGAAGAUACGAAUCAUCAAGCGAAGAUCAAUCGGCAGAAGACCUCGCCUACGCACAGCAAUGAUCAGGAAACAACGAUAGACGAUGUAAUCGAGGAACUGAGAAUCAUUGUAAAGGAUGCCGAAGAAGAAUUCAGUGACCAAACUCAGGAACUGAACCGUCGUGCUAAUAUGGAUCAAGAAAUCAUUUGUAAUGAACAGGAAUCGGUUAAAACCAAAUUAUACAGAUCGAAUUCCAAAAUCUCGUUGAAUAACUCUGAAAGUUAUAUGUACGAAAAAAUAUCCAAGAGAGAUCAGUAUACAGAUUUGAAAAUAUUAAGGUCGAAUCCGUGCUCCAAUACAUCUCAAAAUCAAAUGAAAGACGAGCAAAUUACUUAUUUUGGCAACGAUCAAGAUUACAAUACAGACUCAAGCGGCACAAAGAGGCUGAACAUCGAUGUGCCGCGCAAGAUAUCCAAGUCGUCGAUGGAAGGCAGCGUAAAAAUUAUCAUUAAAGGACCUGACGUAGAAGAAGCGAUAGUACCAGCCAUUUUGCAUCCACAACCGCCAAGAAGAGCGCCACCAUGUUUAUCGGCUAUUAUAGCCGCCAGACAUUGCGAUCUUACUGAUCACGCGGAAACAUACAAUUCUCAUGAUGAAGAAAUCGAAGAGGAAACUCUGGGCGAUGGUAGCGAUUCUCUGCUGAGCGCUUCCAGGCUCAAGUAUAAUGGCAAACAUCAAAUUUACGAUGAACAAAUUAGAAGUAUUAACGCAAAUCAGGUGCAGAAAUUAAAUAAGACCACCGAUGCUAUUAAAUUCGGGAAGAGCUGCGAUGAUCUACGCCACUUUGAGGAAAAUGAAAACGCGAAAGACAGAAAAAUUGUGAGAAGUUAUGACAUCUCUAGCGGAUCCAAAUCAAGAAUUGUUACGGAUGUCGGACCGAUUAACCGAAAAAUCGACGUUUACACACAAUUCGAUUCUAUUCCCAAAGGAUUCGAGACAUCCUCCGGACAAUCCAUCGAUCAACGGACAAUUCGUCAACAUAGCUCCAAGUAUAAAAGCGAGAUAGAAAAGAAAAAAUAUUUAUGUCGCUCAGCCAGUCACGAUUAUCUCGAAUCAAACGUAUCCAGUCCGUCACAAUCGAGACGAUCAGGUAGCAAAGUGGAAUGUCGCAUCAGAAAGUUCGAAAGUUUAAAUUCUUUCGAUGAGCAUCGGAGUUUACAAAAUUACGGCAGAUCGAAUGGUUCGGAAAAUCUUGGUAAACGAGAACAGGCAUUACUACUGGCCGAUCUUUCCAGAUUUAAAAUGCGCAGAUCGGAAUCUUUUCAUCACAUAUCCCAUCGCGUGUCAAAGAAGGAUCAGUGCUCAUCAAAAGGAGAAAGUGACAGUGGUCUUUUUUAUGUCACGGACUUUAAUCUGGAGCCUCUUGUCACGAGAAGACCGCGAUCAAUUGACGCGCCAAAGUCUCCUAAUCCGCUAACGAAAUCCCUGGAUAGGAUUGAUGAGGGUCUAGAUUCGAUGGUCGAUAUCGUUAUUACGCAAGAGCAGAGUCAAUGGAAUGGUGGUAAACGUCAAUCAAAAACGAACAAAUGCCGCGACGAGAAACAACUCACGAGAUCAAAAUCAAUCAAACUUGAUGAUUUUUGCGAUAACUCUUCCGCGCUUAAGAAACAGGUAAAGCGAGACAUUUCCGCUUCUAGGAAUAAGCAUUCAAGAAAUGAAGAAUCGGUAUUGUACCACGUUAACAAUAAGCAGUUAAGAAACGAUGAAUUUUACGAACAACAAAGAACUCACGAAUGGAAUUACCAUAACGAAUUGAAUUAUGCCAAAAGCAAGGAUGACAUUAACUUGGAAGAUUCACCGGUAAUAUUGUCGAAAAGCAGCAUGAGACAUAAUUCCUUUUGUCAGAAAGAUAAUAUCGGUAAUAAAUUUUCCGGCAAGCCGAAUGAAUCGGGAAUUUUCGCUGGACGAACGUACGAUACAUUCGGUCUCGGAAAGAGUCGCUUCAAUGCGGGCAAAUACUCGGGGAAUCAACAAACUAAAAAAGAGAACCCCAUUGGCAGAAGAAACACGACUUCCUCAUUGAUUGGAAAACGUGGGAAGGUAACAGAUGACGUCUCGGGACUUUAUUGAAUGUGUGAAUUUCGUACAAGGUUUUACAGAGCCAAUAUAUAAAAAGAAAAUCUUCUUUAUAACAAAUGAAAUGACAAAUAAUUCUUAUUUAAUGAAUUUAAAAACAAAGUAAUUAAUAUUUUUAAGUCGCAUUUUUAUCGAGCAAAAGUAGAGAAAAAAUUAAACUUUACAAAUAUAUGAUAAAUUGUUCUCUGAAAUAAUCACAGAUUUAAAAACAAUAUAUAUAAAAUAUAUUAAAAAAAUUUUUUUUAAUCUACUCGAUUUUAAAGUUUUAGAUAUUUUGAACAAAGAACUUUAUUAGAAAAUUGAUGUAAAAAUACGAUUAUCUUAUUUUUAGCUUAAAAUCAAAUUGCACAUUAAAUAUUACACAGCAAAAGAGAAAUAGUUCCAUCACUAUUAUUUAUUAUUAUUUUUCAUAUUGUCUUAUAGCAAAGUAGCAAGAUAAGCUCUAAUAAAUUGUGAUGUUAAAAAACUUGUAUAUAUGAAAGCACAAAGACAGAUAUAAAUGAAUACAUUGCAUAAAUCAAUUAGUAUGAAUAUUUUCUAUCAAAUGGAAAUCGAUUAGAAAGUAAGAAUGAUUUUGAGUGCAAUAUUUUUGAGUAUUAUUAUGCUAUCAUAUCUCUGUAUGAUUAUGUUUACAAUAUAUGAAAAAAUUUUCGAUGAUAAGUAAAUUUUGGUGAUGGACUCCUGUGUGCCUUCACUAUAUUGUGUGAUAUGGUUCUUUAUUAACAACGAUUAUAUAUGCAACAAUAGUUUAAUCGCUAAUGAAGAUAUUUUCUAGAUUUCCAUAUAUUAGGUGUAUAUAAUAAAUAUAAAGACAAUAGAAAAAUAUAUCUUCCUGAUUCUUAUGAUCAGGAAAAUAAAGCUUAGGCCAAGCAACAGGGUGGUUAUUAACUUUUAAAUUACAAAAAUUAUUCUUUACAUUGGGGAAAAUAAAAAUAAGAUUUUACAUUAAGAAAUGAUUUUAUUUCUAUAUGUCGCUUUUAAUUUAUUGUUUUAUGUAUGUUUAAUAUCAAAUAAAGAGAUUAUAUUACA
Molecule: messenger RNA, 4600 nt
Organism: Cataglyphis hispanica
Lineage: Eukaryota; Metazoa; Arthropoda; Insecta; Hymenoptera; Formicidae
Gene: mwh
Exons: 6
Coding region: 83-3565 (1160 amino acids)
Biological process (GO): cortical actin cytoskeleton organization; regulation of cell shape; cell migration
Cellular component (GO): cytosol
Molecular function (GO): actin filament binding; small GTPase binding
Source: RefSeq, a predicted model, not a curated record